Lachancea lanzarotensis is the source of this 414-nucleotide messenger RNA. RefSeq names its product LALA0S01e01904g1_1. The record is from RefSeq and is a predicted model, not a curated record. The transcript has a single exon. The coding region runs from base 1 to 414 and encodes 137 amino acids. NCBI's taxonomy places the organism in Eukaryota, Fungi, Ascomycota, Saccharomycetes, Saccharomycetales, Saccharomycetaceae.
AUGGUGCGAACUGAAAAGUACCGGAAAUCUAUUACUGCGAGUGUUGAGAUAGAGCAUGGCCCUUUUGGAUUGUCGAACAUAAACAUCAAAUUGGGUAAUUCGAGCGUGGUGGGACUUGGCGCCUGUACUUCUCGAGUUAAUGGACUUUCGUGGGGUCUGCUGCACUACAACCAUGAGUCAGACCUGAGUCCAACAAAAUUCAAACUUUACUGUGUUCUGCUUGAAAACUCGAAAUUUAGGAUCGAUUUCGUCGAGCUCGCAUUGCAUUCGAUCGAUGAGCAGGUCGUGCCGUGGGAAGGUGCCGAACCGGAAGAUUCAGAUUACGAGGUCCCCAAAUUGGUGUUUGAAGGUUCUCGUCCAGGAAGCGAAGAUUGCGAAAUCGCACCAUUCGUAGGAGCAUUGAUUUUCGAGUGA